Paracoccidioides brasiliensis Pb18 is the source of this 3042-nucleotide messenger RNA. RefSeq lists its product as uncharacterized. The record is from RefSeq and is a predicted model, not a curated record. Bases 1 to 3042 code for a protein of 1013 amino acids. The transcript has a single exon.
AUGCAAGCUUGCCUGUGCCCAGGCCGCGCAACAUAUAUAGGCCAUAUACUACACCUUCUUCCCAGCUCUACGAUUAUAUCAUCAUGGAAGCAUAUCGGUUUUUGUUCACGAAAUUUUGGGCCCCCUCCUUCCGUGGAAGCCGUGGCGACACUGCUGGUCCGCAGCUGGAACCCGGCACGAUCGUUGCCCGUCCCCCGUGAGGAGAAGAAGAACCCUUCGCGCUGGGUUUCAGAACUGGAGAGAUAUAUUCCUUUGGAAUUGCGUGAGGAUACGAAGAAUGACAACUUCCUGGAGGAUAAGAAGUCUGAGCCGGAACAAUGUCUGACUAUUCUGGACAUUUUGUGUCACGCUCGAACUCCGGACUCGCUGAAUUACGAUCUGCUGGCGUAUAUUGGUGUUGAACUUGGACGGUGGCCUGCGGUUUAUACGAUUGUUAAUAGACUUAUCGAUAAUGCAGAAGUAGCAGGGAAAUCACGGUCAGCUAUGAAGAGGGGUGCGCUCCCUUCAAACAUCGAUUGGGCAAGUCUGGGGUCUUUCGAUACAAUGACCGGUGAUGAAUGUUCAAAACUUCGGGCUCCAGGAAUAUUGACAGCUGAAGGGCAUGUAUCGUUGGAUUCAAUUGAUGGGUAUAAUAAUGGGCCACAGGUUACAUGUCGAAUGGGGGAGAAAGUUUCCCGAAUUGGGACCAUGGAGGAAAUAUGGCCGGCCUUGGGAAGCAUUGUACUACAAGCCGCUGACUUGCCACCGGAGCAAUCGCGAACUGCGAUGUUUUAUUUCUAUCGGAUUGUUGCCCGUCUUCAUCACCUGGAUUAUAUUCCACACGGCGUGUACAAAUAUACUAAAUCCCAGGUUCCGGAGCAGCUGAAUCGUGGCACGCCCGCAAUGCAUCUCUUAUCGUCCCAUAUCAUGAAUGUUCUAUCAGAUGCUGUUUGGAUAGGUCAUGAAAUCGAUAAGGCUGUGUCUGCUUUAGCUUCUGGCCAAGAAGUAUCUACAGUAGCCAAAUUCAGAAUGAAAGUCCGACCGCUCGGACCCGAGAUUUGGUUGGAAUUUGUCCUCUGGUGUUGUGUAGAAGGAGGAUUCAAUGUUGAAGGUUCCUGGAUACUCGAACAACUGGCAAACAGAAAACCACGAUGGCUCGUGGAAAGCUUCUCAAGCCACUCUCUCCACUUGGAUGCUAUCAAUUCGUCAAAAAUUGAUCGAUUUGAUACCUGGGCCAGCUGUGCGCGUGGGUCAAAAGGCGCAAGCGUAAAUGAGUCGCAAGGACCGUUUGUAGGCCUGGGCAAACGGACCAUAAGCAGUGAGGUGGUCACUUCAAUGAUGGAUGGGCUCAAUAACUCUGUCAAGGUCGGGGUUGGGCACCGGGGUGCAUAUCUUACAUCCAUUAUCGAGUACAAGAGGUCUCUAAUUCAUUUAUUAAGGGAAAAUAAUAUUUACUUAAAACUACGAGACGUUGAUCACCUCAUAGUUCGCAUGAUGGAAGCACGAGGGGUGGUCCCUGAUGUCGAUCCAAAGUCUUUUGAGCGCUUGUUGGAGCUGUCCUCAGACAUCUCUUGCAGUUUGACCAAGGAGUCACCGAAAGCCGUUACCAACCUUCAUCCACUCGACAGGUCAGCAGUUGUAUUAGGCCUAAAGCAUUAUGUAUUGGAUGCAUAUACGAAUAUGGAGCAUAUUUACAAAGCUCGGGACCGUUUUGCCAAACUUGAUGCCAUCAACAGGUCAGAGGGGGGGGAAUACAAAUCACCAUAUUCUGCAGAACACUCCGAAAUUCCGGAAACGAAUCCGCUGAACGUAUCAGGUCCAAAUCGGGUAGCGCUACAAGCUACGUGUGCAAUUCCGCAUCCGAAUACAGCAUCCCUGACCGGAUUCUCGAGUUCCUCCCUUUCGCAUUUGCUAGAUCUUUCAACCUCGUCUAAGGUGCAUGAUUUCGCGCGUCAACUUAUUUUCUCCCAUGGGGAAGAAGACCCCACAAUUCCACGACAGUGCUAUUCAGACGACCUCCUCGCGCCCGCCAUAAUUAGAUAUGCAGCCGCCAUACAAAAUGAUGACCUUCUUAACACAGUUGCAGAGGACCUACCACUUCCCUGGUCAGGGUCCGUUAUAAGAGCCUUUUUCGGCUACGCUCUCCAGCAUCAUGAUUGGGAUCGGGUUAUUGAAAUACUACUCCACCUGCGGGACAACAAUGGGAGCGGCUGGGACACCAAAGAGGUAGCCCUGCUAGCAGCAGCAAUAAUAAGGCUGGAUAAAAAAUGCCAUGCUGGUGGGCAAGAAAGAACAUCCGGUCAAAACCAAUUGACCCCACUGGCUAGAGCCGAAGAAAUUCUAGCCAAAUUGCUGCAGGGCGAAUUCAACCCCAGACCCAAAUAUUCCGAAGGACACACGCAGUAUCAUGAGGGUGUUCUUUUCCAGUUUCUGAGACUAUUCAAAUCCAUCCGAGGAUCCAUCUCCAAAAUAUGUCAGAACGGCAACCUGCAGUGGAAAUCAAAGCAACUCCCCGCACAUACUAUCCCCAGCUCCGCUUUUAACGAAAUACUAUCUGCCGUCGUUGAGACACAAGGCAGCAAGGCCGGGGAACGGUUAUACGGCCUGUGGUGCAUCGAUGAGCCACCUGCCAACAUCAAAUUAGGUGGGAACAUAGCCCUUCGAUCUACGGCCCGCACCCCUGAUAAUCUGCGUGGAGUAAGGCAAAGGCACAUAGCUGUUCAGUCAGACACUGGUCGAUAUUCUAAGCUUGUCUAUCCAUCACUGCAGACGGUGCGCGUCAUUGCGCGGGGAAUGGUCCGCGAGCUCUAUGAGCUGGAAGCCAAUGGGAAAAAUCUUCGUACAGGUAAACAUGGUGCUUUGAGCAAAUGGGAUAUAUUUUUCUGGGCCCGAAAUCACUUUGCGCUAUUCCGCGUGUAUCGGGAGGACCUAAUCAGCGAGUUGGAUAGCUAUUGGGAAGAGGCAGAGCGGGAACUAGGGAUGAAAAGAAUCGAAAAGGAAUCUCCGUCGUCGAAUAAUGGAAGUGGACGGAAGUCUGCGUUUGCGGAGUUCAUACCGUUUUAA